AUGAUGCGAAUCUUUCUCUUAUUUAUAUUGAUUGGAUUGGCAUCCACAACUGAACAUUGGUUUAUAUUCGAUCUCUAUCAAUUUCCAGGAUUUUAUACACCACUUUUUACAUUAAUCUCGUCGUCAAAUAAUCAAAGUGUUCAACAAGAACAAACAUAUCUUUCAUUUGCUCUAUCCACUUAUGAUCGUUCUAUUGUUGUUGAUAUAAGUAUGAGACAUCAUAAUGGAACAAUCAAACAAAAAGAAUCGCCGAUUCAGUUAAAGAUUCAACGUGCUGAUUUAGUAUUUAAUACAAUAAAUCAUAUGAUUUUUGUUGUUAUUCGAAAUCAAACGAUACUUGAAACCUAUGUGAAUUGUAAACUGAUUGAUUUAUAUUUACUUUAUUCAUCAGUUCUAAUUAAUGAAUAUGAUCAUGAAACUGUAUUCUAUAAAAUAGAAAAUAUUACUGACAAUAUUGAACAUUAUGAAGUUACAGCAAACAAUGAAACUACUGAAAAAGAAAUAUUUGAGAUAUUUUCUUGUAAAAAAACCAAUACAACCAUGACUUUCGAUGAGAAAACAACAUCCAAAAUCGAACGACCGUUAAUUCGUAAAAUGCAACAUAUAAUUGAAAAAGUUCAACGACGUAAAUUACGGUCAAAACGUCAACAAAAUCAAUCGAAUUCUAUGACAUACUCAGCGGAUUCAUUUACAAUUGUUUAUAAACCUAAUAUUGAUAAAAACAAUAUCGAUGGUAUAAAUUUUCACACAAUUUUCAAUAUAUCAACAUUACAAUUUCAUAUUCAAUACUAUCCAAAUGAACAUCUUUUUAAAAUUCAAUUCAACAGUGACAAUGACACUGAAUUUAUACUAUAUGCUGAGAAAUCAACUGAUCGUAUAGUCUCGUUGAAUAGUAGUCUUGCUAUAUUUUUACAUAUAACAUCAACUAUGAUAACAUGUUAUGUUAAUUGCGAAUUUAUCGAUCAAGAAUUCAUUAUUGAUUCAGUUUACAUAGAAAAUAUAAUGCGACAAAUUAUGAAUAAUAAUCAAUAUGAAUACAAUCGUCAAUCAACGUUAAUUUUAUUUAAUAAAACAAUUGAUGAAAUAGCUGAGAUGUUCUUUUGUGUAAAAUUAGACAAAACGAAUCAAGAUUUAUUACCGGAUAAAUAUGCUAUUAGAAAAUUUGCCAAUGCUCUUGAUGUACUUGUUAAUAAUCUUGAUAAUCCAAUGAACAAUUAUCACAAUGAUAAAAUUAAUUCAAAAACACUUUCAUCAUCACCAACAACACAAAGUAUUUCAGCCAUAAAUAUUCCUUUAAUAAAUGGAUUUGGAAGUCUCCGAGUACUUCCAUCAAAUCCAAAUAUUGAAAAAUCAACAAUAUCACAUGAACUAGUCGAUUAUGAUAAAUCAUGUUCGAUCGAUGAAAAUUGCGAUCGAAAUAAAUCUUCAAUGAUAUGUCAAUCAAACCAUUGUAUCUGUCCGAAACGUUUAUUCUGGUCAGCACAAUUACAUCGUUGUAUUAUAUGUCAUGAUUUAUUAAUUGGUAAUCGUUGUUUUCGUUUAUCAAAUCAUAAAUCAACAUGGUAUGAAGCAAAUGAUUAUUGUCAAAAUGAUAAUAUAAACGAUGAUGAACAAGAAUAUAUCAUGAGAUUAGCAUCAAAUCUUAAUCAUGCCGAUAUUCAAUAUUUGAAACAAAGCUUCUUGCACAAUCAUAAUCAUGAACACAACAAUUAUAUGUAUUGGAUUGGUGCGACAGGUGAUUUUACUCAGAAAACUUCAUACCCAUACAAUUAUCGAACGAAACGACACAUCCCAACAACGAUAUUUCGUUGGUACGAUAAUCAUGAAGUAGCAAAAAUUAAUCUUCACGAUAUUUGGUGUUCACAAACCGAUUAUAUGCAUUUAACAACAAUAAAUAAUAAUGAACUAUGCGUUAGUAUUGCUUCAUGUGGUUUAUAUGCAGAUGAUUGUCACAGAAAUUAUCGAUUUAUAUGUGAAGCUAUUUAA
Molecule: messenger RNA, 1986 nt
Organism: Rotaria socialis
Lineage: Eukaryota; Metazoa; Rotifera; Eurotatoria; Philodinida; Philodinidae
Source: the annotation of a GenBank genome assembly